UAUUGAGGUUAAUGUUAAUAUUUAUGUUUUCCUACAUAAAGCCGUGUUUACGUUUUUUUCUGGUGAAUUUUCAGCAAUUUUCACAGAGAAUGGCUAGAAAUAAUUUAAUGCACGAAAGGAAUAUUUACCGGCGAGUUCCGGACUUUACUCAGCUGGCCAUAAAGUUCCCGGAAUUCCUCAAAGUUUGCUCAUUGGACUUGAAUGGGACAGCUCAUGUGGAUUUUAAGAAUCCAGAUACCUUGAGAAUUCUCACCAAAUGCCUCCUGAAGCAGGACUUUCAGUUGGAUGUGGAAAUUCCACCGGGAAAAUUGGUGCCAACAUUGCCACUGCGCCUAAACUACAUCCUCUGGAUUGAAGAUAUCAUGGAAAAGAUGGGGAUUGCGGUACCUGUUGGCAUGGAUAUUGGGUGUGGAGCAUCAUGUGUGUAUCCCUUGCUAGCAGCCAAGUGGAAGGGAUGGCAAAUGUUUGGCACAGACAUCACAGAUGAGAUUGCAAAGAGUGCCAGGGAGAAUGUGUCGAGGAAUCAAUUGGAGGAGAAAAUCCACAUAAUACAGCAGGAAGAAAAUGCCCCAAUUUUCACAGAGGUCCUCCAGAAUAGGGAGAGUCUCCAUUUCUGCAUGUGCAAUCCUCCCUUCUUUGAUGACACCACCACAUCUCCGGAAAAUCGAACUGGCCGCAGAGCUGCACCACGGAAUGCCCCAACGGGGAAUUCCACGGAAUUAGCAUGUUCCGGCGGGGAAGUAGCCUUCAUUGAGCGUAUCCUGGAGGAGAGUAUCAAGGUCAGCGAUAGAGUAUCCAUCUUCACCACAAUGAUUGGCAUAAAGCACGAUCUGGGUGUGCUGGUGAAGAAGCUCCGCCACAAGGGCAUCACAAACUACAUUGAGACCCAUUUUUGUCAGGGAAAUACCACCCGAUGGGGCUUAGCGUGGACUUUCCGAGAAGAUUUACUCCUCCGCCGUGUUCCAUGCAUAAAUCCCUCUCCCAGCGACAGCAACAGGAAAUCCGUGAAUUUUUCCCUGUCGAACACAAGCGAGGAAUCCGUGAGAUUCAUCAUUGAGAAGCUCAAGAGAAUCUUCAGGGAUCUGGAGGCGGCAAUUGAAGUUCUGGAGGAGAGCACGAGCAGGGUGGAUUGGAUAGUUAGAGCUCACACAAACACAUGGUCCCAUCAGCGAAGGAAAAGACGACAAAUGCUCCAGAAUGAACCCAGUGCCACCACUUCGCCGGAAAGGAAGAAGAUCCGCCUGGAUGACAAGCCAAUCCUCGUGGCUGAAGUCUUUCUCACCCCCCGCGACAAUCAAGUAAAGCUGGAACUGAUGUAUCUCAACGGGGAACUAGGAAGGGAUGGGAUUCACCAGGUGUUGCAGUACAUCAUCAACAAUUGGCGAAGAACAGACCAGAAAACUCCCGUCAGGACAGAGGAGCAAAAUGAAGAGGAUCUGGAGACGAUUUCAAAGCAGGAGUUGGGAUCUUAGAGAAUUCUCUUUCACUGGGAUUUACUCCUGUUUCUCCUGGGAAGAAUAUCAAUUAUUUCAAUGAAUAAAAUUGCAUAUUUGGUUAAAAAA
Lutzomyia longipalpis is the source of this 1562-nucleotide messenger RNA. RefSeq names its product U6 small nuclear RNA (adenine-(43)-N(6))-methyltransferase. Gene Ontology annotation, molecular function: 23S rRNA (adenine(1618)-N(6))-methyltransferase activity. NCBI's taxonomy places the organism in Eukaryota, Metazoa, Arthropoda, Insecta, Diptera, Psychodidae. The transcript is spliced from 2 exons. Gene Ontology annotation, cellular component: nucleus. The record is from RefSeq and is a predicted model, not a curated record. The coding region runs from base 12 to 1472 and encodes 486 amino acids. Gene Ontology annotation, biological process: rRNA base methylation.